UCCAUUCGAUUGCAUACACGUACAUUGAAAAAUGUACCGCAAGCGUGUUUUGAUACUCCUCUGCUAUAUAACCACCACUUUAUCUGCAAAAGUAACAUGGUUACCAAAUAAUAGUUUUAAUCUGCCGAAUAAUUUUGAUGAUGACAAACUACCUUGUUCCAAUAAAACUGUUGUGUUUCCUGAAGUUCUGACGGGGAAUGUACUUAUUGAGUCUCAUAUUUCAGUAAGUGGAUUUAUACUUCCAGAAAAUGGAGAAAUAUUGCUGGCUGAAGGAGUAGUCAUGGGAUUGGGACCAUCAGAAGACCUCAGCUGUACAGCUGGAAACGUUUACUACAAAGAAAAGAACAUAGCAAAAUGGUCUCAACCCAAUGUUUGGAGUUCUCCAAGAUUUAACGAUGCAACACCAGAUGCAGAAAGACUGCCAUGUUUCGAUGACGUUGUGAUAUUUCCGCCGAACAGUACUUUUACUUUGGAGUUACCAGAAAUAUUUCAGAAAGUUAAAGCGAUCGAAAUAAACGGAGAAAAUAUUAGUACCACUUUGAAAGAAUAUAUUUUAGGGCAUCCUAAUCCCGCCCAGCAAUAUAUUCUCAAUCAGAGUCCAUAUCAAUAUACUCACGUUGCUAUAAGAAAUAAUGAAUGUAACUCGCGAUCCGGGUGUCCAUGUCAACCCUAUUCACUGACGACUGAUUGUUCCCCAAAAUUUUGUGAAAAACCAACUUGUGCUGAUCCAAUCCAGCCAAUUGGACACUGCUGUAAAAUUUGCGGAGGUGCCAUAGUUAUAAAUGUUGAUGAAAGUUUCGAUAUUAUGAAGUUUCAAGAACUCGUUGAAAGGAUUGUGAAUACUUAUGGUGAAGAUAAUUUAAUUUACCACAUAGGAAGACUUCAGAAGGAUAGAGUACAAGUUGUUGUUCUUGAUAAGUAUGGAUACGAUCAGACCAGUGCUAAAGUAGUAAGUGCAUUAUCCAAUAAUUUGGAGAAAAGUUUAAGAAGCGAUAUGCUGGUAAGCGGGAUCCCUCUGGCCAAAUCGGGGUUAGGCGGGAAGCUCUUUAUUUCUAUGUUCUUCGCUGUUGUUAUGGUGAUGGCGGGCGUAUAUGUUUAUUAUUAUAAAUUGCCACAGAUCAACAUCCCAAAUAUAAUGGGGCGGAAUCAAGCUCACAUGUUCUCAAGGUUCAACCGAAGAACUGAGAGUGUGGUUUCUUUAACUCGAAGGGACUCAACCGCACCGAUAGGUGCCAGAUUUGCCACUGCGUUUAGAAAUCCUUUAUAUGACUCCAAAAGAGGGCGUGUUUUAGUUGAAGAAUAAAAUAUUAGAUUUAGUGAUGAAAAGUAGUGUUUGUAUCUGUAUUUAUAAAAUUGUUUAUGUGAAUUUAAUGAAGUAAAUCAAAUUGAAAUUGAAGUAGUGUUAGCCAAGUGGGAAAGACUUCAGCAAGCUUUGGAAUCUUCGGCACGAACCUCUAACUUAUUGGACUUAAGUACAUACUUUAAUAGAAAUUAAAUGUCGUUUUAUUAUGAAAAUUAAGCUUUAUUUGCUAUACUCCGCGAUAAGCAGGAGAAUCUGUGUCAAUCGUUAUACUCCACACCGAACUGAUCUUUUAUCCAAUAAAUAUAGUUUGCUUUUACGGUGAAGGAAAAAAAUGUGACGUGAUUUGCAUGCCUUAGAAUGCUCUAUAAAGUUUUCAAAGACUUGCUAAGUCCACCGAAUAAGUACUAAUCAACAAUUGGCCAGCGUAGUACCUUCUAAACUCUUGGAUAUUGGAUAGAAGCAG
Molecule: messenger RNA, 1766 nt
Organism: Pararge aegeria (speckled wood butterfly)
Lineage: Eukaryota; Metazoa; Arthropoda; Insecta; Lepidoptera; Nymphalidae
Gene: Amnionless
Product: protein amnionless
Exons: 1
Coding region: 32-1303 (423 amino acids)
Biological process (GO): receptor-mediated endocytosis; intracellular protein localization
Cellular component (GO): endocytic vesicle; apical plasma membrane
Source: RefSeq, a predicted model, not a curated record